AUGCUCCCGCGCAUCGGCAGCCACCGAUGGCGCUCUCCAAAGUUCCAAGUCUUGGGGAUAAUCCUCCUUGGGCUGUUCCUCGAGGUGCUGUUCCACCAGUUUUACUACCAUGUCCCACGGCCGUCGGAAGAUCUCGACGCAGUGUUUCAAGUAGGAUGCGCCGAGCCCGACAUCAGCGCGCCGCGCGAAAACGCCGCAAUCAUCAUGCUAGCCCGCAAUGAAGAUCUUGAGAGCGCCAUCUCCUCGUUGCAAUCCUUGGAGGACCACUUCAACCACUGGUUCCACUAUCCCGUGAUCUUCAUGAACAACGAGCCCUUCAGCGCCGAAUUCAAAGACCGCGUCAGCAGCGUCGUAAGCGGCGAGUCCAAAUUCGAACUCCUCUCCAGUGACUUCUUCGGCUUCCCUUCUUGGAUGGAUGAAGCACAGGGGAAAGAGCUGGUCAAGGCGAACGGUGCACUGGGCGUGCACAAGGGCGAUAUGGAAUCUUACCACCAUAUGUGUCGCUUCUACUCGGGAAAAUUCUACGAUGUCCCUGCGCUGAAGGGGUACAAGUACUACUGGCGUGUCGAGCCGCAUGUCCAGUUCUCGUGUGCCAUUACCUACGACCCGUUUCGCUUUAUGCGCCAGAGGAAGAAGAAGUAUGGGUACACGAUCGCGCUGUGGGAGCUCGAUAACACGGUGCCAGACCUCUUCCGUGUAGUAUCCGAGUUCAAAAAGAUGAAGAGGAUCAAAACAACCACCUUGUGGAAAGGCUUCAUCCGGCCGACAUGGUUGCCGUGGGGCUUGCGCUGGUUGAAGGCCAGUCAGCCGCUGCACGACGCCUCUGGUGAUUCCUGGAACUUGUGCCACUUCUGGAGCAAUUUCGAGAUCGGAGACCUAGACUUCUUCCGUAGCAAGGAGCACCGCGAGUUCUUUGAUUUCCUGGAUGAGCGCGGCGGAUUCUACGCUGAGCGGUGGGGCGACGCCUCUGUUCACGCUUUCGCUGCUGCACUCCUCCUAAGUCCGGAAGAGCUCCAUCAUUUUCAGGACUUUGGAUAUUUCCAUGAUCCGUGGGUUGUGGCGCCUGCGAACGCGCUGGGGAAACAGCUACCGGACAGUCGGGUGCUGGGGAAGGUUGGUGAGGGUGUGAUAGAGGGGGAGGAGGGUGGCACAGGGUGCAGGUGUGAGAGGAAGCAGAUUAGAAAUUUUCAGAAUUGGUGUAUGAAUAGGGUGCAGAGGCCCGUGAGGCCGACGGCUUGGAAAAACAGGAUGUGGUAA
Molecule: messenger RNA, 1257 nt
Organism: Didymosphaeria variabile
Lineage: Eukaryota; Fungi; Ascomycota; Dothideomycetes; Pleosporales; Didymosphaeriaceae
Exons: 1
Coding region: 1-1257 (418 amino acids)
Biological process (GO): cell wall mannoprotein biosynthetic process; protein N-linked glycosylation
Cellular component (GO): Golgi apparatus; membrane
Molecular function (GO): alpha-1,2-mannosyltransferase activity
Source: RefSeq, a predicted model, not a curated record